GGUGUGUAAAAUUAUGAGAUGAUUGUUUGAGAGAAUGUGUAUCAGUCCAGUUCUGUUGGAUUACGGUCAUUGUGUUUAACUGAGUGUGUUUAUCAGUCCAGUCCCGUUUUAUUGAAGAGUCUGAUAGCUAGUGGAAAGAAACUGUUACACAGUCUGGAUGCGAGGGCCCGAUUGCUUUGGUACCUUUUCCCAGAUGGCAGAAUGGGUGAAAAGUGUGUGUAAGGGGUGUGUCUGAUCAGCCACAAUGCAGAUGGUUUUACGAAUGAAGCAUGUGGUCUAGAUGUCCAUGAUAGAGGGAAUAGAGACCAAAAGUGCAAAACCAUUGCUUGAGCUGCUGAGUCUUGAUUUCUGCUGUGACCUUUUCCCGUAAACAGCAUGAAAGCAUGGAUUCAGCCUACCAGCGAUGGUGUAAUGGAGCUGGGGGUAUUUUCCAUGCACACUUUGGGCCUCUCUGAGUAUAUCGUUGACCAUGUCCAUGAGGAUAAUGUGCCGUCACAAAGCUAAAACCAUUUCAAAUUGGUUUCUUGAACAUGACAAUAAGUUCACCGUAGUCAAAUGGUCUACAAAGUCACCAGAUCUCAAUUCAAUCACCUUUGGGAUGGAGUGCAACCAAUAAAUCUGCAGAAAAGACCUCAUGGUAUCAUACCAAAACCUCUAAACAAUGUUUUCAGCACUUUGUUGAAGCUUUGCCAUGAAAAAUUAAGGCAUUUCUCAAGAUACAAGGUUGUCCUCCCACCCAGGGAUAUACUGUAGAUACCACAAUUUAUUUUGUAAUUCCUGUUAACAUGAUGCUCAGAGUAACAAUGCGAUAAACCUUUAUUUUGGAUUUUUUUUUCUGAAAAAGUCCUAAAUAGGUCCAGUGCAUUCUUGAUAAGCAAGUCACAUGCUUUCCUUCAUCAAGCCAGUAACCUGUGUAUCAGCUUUAAAGCUUUAAAUGUUGCAUCACUUCUAUUUCAGUAGGUUCAAGGUUUCAUUUGCUCAAAAUAGUGGAGUGUGCAAUAAAAGUAUAUCUCACACAAGACACGCUUGGAGAAAGUCCUCCUUGACCUUUCUCAGUAUUUGACUUGAGUCUUUCUCAGAAAAAUACAUAAUGUUACAAAAGAGAAAUGAAUUCAAGGAUAAGUGGAAACCACCCUGAUCGUCUAAAAGUGAUGGGGCUGAGCAAUUCCUUACCUGCUUGGCUUUAGUGAAUGUGAUGAUUAAUCAUUAACUACACUUCUAAUCUUUACAUGCCAAGUCAGGGUGGUGAUUUGCGUGACUUAAGUUCAUUUCCAGUUCAGAAUCGAUUGAGACGUGAUCUGUUGUGUUAUGAAUGUGCGGCUUUUGUCACACCAGACCUUGAAAUUUGCUAAGGUAGCCCAAUGACAGAAUGUUUCAGAAGGCUACAUGACGCAACGUUUACAGACAUCACUGACUAAGUUCUGGUUUAUGUACCCAAACGAUGAUCUACCUGGUCCACACGGCCCAUUGGCAGCUCUUUGGUUUGGUGCUGGCAGUACUGGGAUUGAUCCUGACAGCUGCCACCAGUGGAGUGGAUGACUGGAGAGUGUGGUAUGUGGACGACGUGUCCGUUAUCACCUCUGGCACGGCCUGGGUUGGCAUCUGGAGGGCUUGUUUUUAUAGCAACGUCCUGGACCAGGCUAAGGUUUGUGGACGCAUGAACAUCAAAGACUCUUUCAUUCCCCUGGAGAUUGCUGCAGCGCAGGUGCUGUGUAUGACGGCCAUCCCGGUUGGAAUUGCUGCAAACCUGUUUGCAGGAUACGCCGUAAGACUCGCCUACUUCAGCAUCGAUGAAGGGCAGGUCAGAUUUUUCUUCUUAUCAGCAGGCGCUUUGUAUUUCCUCACCGCGACGUGCACGCUGAUUCCUGUUUUUUGGAAUGUGACUUCGGUGCUGCAGAAUCAUACGAUUGAUUUCCCGCCAGAGUUUCUUCUACCUCCUGCACCGUAUAAACAGGAGCUGGGCCUGGGCAUCAUAACAGGAAUUGGGUCCUCUAUCCUGCUUAUUAUAAGUGGCCUGAUCUUCCUGUCCUACAGGCAAAUGCAUAAAUCCAAAAAGCACAAAGUUGAGGGAUCUAAGGAGACAAACAGAGGUACCAAAAACCUUAGAACUGCUGCCAUGGGCACUAAUAGUAGGAGAGAAGGAACAGAUAACCCAGGAUUCAAGGUAGAGGACAAGCUGUAAUGUCCUGGACAUUUCGACUUCAAUGCUUUUUAAACAUGUUUACCUUACAUUUACCAACCAGUCCACGUCAGACUACAUUCCACUUUCUCCCACAUUUUAUCUGUCACUAGACAUGAGAUAUGCUAUGUGCUUUAUAUGGCACUAGACAUGAGAUAUAGGGCAGGGGUAACUCAGUGCUUAAGACGUUGGCCUUCUGAUCGGAUGAUCGUGGCUUUACGCAAGGCCAUCAACCCCUUAGAGAUAAAUGGAGAUCACACAGGAUAAGACAGUGUACCACAGGACAGAACUAUAAAUAUAUGCCUGUGAUCCUCAUCAUCUCCUUCUUCUGAUUAUGGUCUUAUCCGUACACUAUGUCCAAUAAUAAGCAAGCAGCAUCAUGCAUUAGAUAUGCAAUGCACACUCAGAAAAUCUGGCCUUUCUUGCAUCAUGGUUAUUUGAUUAAUUCGCUUGUUUUAGCGAUUUGACAUUUUGUUUUGUCUAUUAAAGUGGCUUUUAGCACUUUCAGAGCUUCUGUGCCGCAAAAUUACCGGAUGUGCAGCAUCGUGCAGAAGAGAUUGAUUUAACAGAACUAAAACAUCCUCUUUGUUUUUUCCGUCUAAUGACGAUGAAAGUUGAACUUAAAUACAGCAACGGAUUAAAUCUAUACUGUAAAAGUUUUUAAAAAGUUUUCUGAAUGUACAUUUUCACACCAAUGAGCUGUGGGGUUUAUUUGUCAUCCUACUAACUUUGAGGAAAGAAAAGAGAGACGGAGGGAAAUUACUGAUUGUAGCAGCUCUCACAUGCUGUAAGUGAUAACAGUAACUAAGGUGGAUUAGUUAUGGAUUUUAUGUUAUGUUAUGUUAUGUUAUGUUAUGUUAUGUUAUGUUA
Clarias gariepinus (North African catfish) is the source of this 3049-nucleotide messenger RNA. RefSeq names its product claudin 34a (gene cldn34a). Gene Ontology annotation, biological process: cell adhesion; bicellular tight junction assembly. Gene Ontology annotation, cellular component: bicellular tight junction; plasma membrane. The transcript has 2 exons. Gene Ontology annotation, molecular function: structural molecule activity. NCBI's taxonomy places the organism in Eukaryota, Metazoa, Chordata, Actinopteri, Siluriformes, Clariidae. Bases 1442 to 2182 code for a protein of 246 amino acids. The record is from RefSeq and is a predicted model, not a curated record.